Molecule: messenger RNA, 1633 nt
Organism: Dermacentor andersoni
Lineage: Eukaryota; Metazoa; Arthropoda; Arachnida; Ixodida; Ixodidae
Product: solute carrier family 22 member 16-like
Biological process (GO): transmembrane transport
Cellular component (GO): membrane
Molecular function (GO): transmembrane transporter activity
Source: RefSeq, a predicted model, not a curated record
AUGUUAGACAAGGAUGAUCUUGCCAACGCCGAGCGACGCGUGGUUCCAUGCGAGCGGUGGCAGUAUGAAGAGGCGAGCGGAAGCAUCGUGGGCCAGUGGGAUCUGGUGUGCCACCACCGCUGGUUGCUGCCCUUGUCCUCGGUGCUUUAUUUGGUAGGCGCCUUGCUGGGCCUGCCACUCGUUGGCCUGGCGGCUGAUUGCCUGGGCCGCAAGCCUGUUGUUAUCUGCUGCGUGGGGGCGCUUCUGUUCGCCGGCACAAGUUGUGGCGUGGCGCGUUCCUUCGACAGCUUCAUCCUAUCGCGCCUGGUCGUGGCCCUGACUUCGGGCGGCACCCAGAUUUUGCUGUUCGUGUUGCUCUACGAGGCGUGCGAUAACGGGCACCGCUUGACUUUCAGCCUGCUCUGCUGGGGCACCGCGUCGGCGCUCCUCCCUCUAGUCCUCCAGUUGAUAAGCGUUAUGGACGAGCGCUGGGAGAAGACUCAGGUGGCGCUCAUGGUGCCCACGUGCCUCCUCGUCUCGGUCUGCUUCCUGCUUGAGGAGUCGCCCGCCUGGCUGCUGACGUCAUGCCAGCCGCGUCUGGCUGAAGAGGCGGCGCUAGCCAUGGCGGUUGUGAACGGCGUGCCGCCCACUAGGGUCAAGGUAGCCUUCGCGGCACUGCUCACGCAAGCCGACGCCCAGCAUCAGUCGGCACGUGAAAGCGCAUUCUUGUUCACGCAAGCGGCUGUUUUGCGGAAGACGGUGUUUCGCUGCCGCCGUCUGCCGGAACUCUGUUCGUGGUUCACAGUCAUGCUUACCUUCUACAGUGCCAACCUCGGGCCAGCUGAAACCGCGCCACACUCAUUCUUGGGCAGCGUCGCUGUUGCCUUACUCGUGAGUGCCAUGUACGCUGCCGUCUGCUGGAGUACAGCACGAUUCGGCCCAAGACUCACUUUUGCGGCGGUUACCUGGCUCCUGGCGCUCCAGUCAAUCGUCCAGGCGAGCAAAGUCGGCCAGAUGACGGCCGUUGUGGGCUUCACUGUAGCAGCCACCGCCAUGGGUGCCACUUACGUUUACUCGAUCGAAACAUUCCAGAGCGAGGCACGCUGUGUGGGCAUGGGUGCCUGCUACUCUGUGGGCUGCAUCGGUGCCGCUGUUGCGGUAAUUGCCGACCCUCCGAGGCAGAUUCUUCACGCCAUCGCAGCCGUGCUCACGUUUCUCAGCCUCACCGGUCUGCACCUGCAGCCCUAUGUAGUCGGUGUCAAGAAGCAUGAGAACCACUCUAGCGCGGCCGAGCGCAAAAAGGCCAUGCAAGAGUCGCUGGUACCCAUCAGGGCUGCUGUGGGUAAUUCGAUGGCCAGGCGUGCAUCCAGGUCGUCGUCCAUUAGUUUCAGGAGAGGUUCCAGAGCACGGGCUCCCACUGACAAUGGCUCCGCGCUCGAUCCGCAGCACUACGAAGCGUUCCACAUGGACUUGGUCUGCUCUGACCUGCAUGGCCACCAAUCGCAGACCGGACCAGCGAACACUUGCCCGUCGCACGGAGGUAUAGAAAACGCCGACACGCACGCACGUGAUUUAUAAGGACAUGGCGGAUGUUUUAUUUCUAUCAGUAUUAUCUAAUGAAAUAUCGUUUGACACAAUACAAAGUUACUUCUCG